This is a messenger RNA of Elgaria multicarinata webbii, 2587 nucleotides long. RefSeq names its product chloride channel protein D-like. Gene Ontology annotation, cellular component: intracellular membrane-bounded organelle; membrane. Gene Ontology annotation, biological process: transmembrane transport; chloride transport. Gene Ontology annotation, molecular function: voltage-gated chloride channel activity. The transcript is spliced from 15 exons. NCBI's taxonomy places the organism in Eukaryota, Metazoa, Chordata, Lepidosauria, Squamata, Anguidae. The coding region runs from base 46 to 2331 and encodes 761 amino acids. The record is from RefSeq and is a predicted model, not a curated record.
GCUAUUUAUACCCCACACCAAAAGGCUAAUUAUUAACCUCCUGAGAUGCUUGCAACUGAUAUGCAAUUCUUCUGUUCGUUUGUCUUUACUUUUAGAACGGACUGGGAUCGGUGGUUGGUGAUGGGCAUCAUUGGAAUAGUAGUAGGAACACUGGGCUUCCUGAUCCAUCAAAUCAUUGAUUAUCUCAUCAAACUGAAAUGGGAACUGGUGGAGAAUUAUAUUCAGAAAGGCAGCUUUCACAUGACUUGGAUCUGCAUCCUGGGAAUUGGACUGGCUAUGAUCAUUUUAUCAUCAGGACUGGUGGUGUUCUUUUGUCCAACAGGUUCUCCAAGUGGGUUACCAGAAGUCAUUGGCUUUCUGAAUGGAGCCUCUAUUCAACACAUUUUUAAUAUCAGGACUUUUGUGGGAACGUUUGGCUCGUGUGUUUUAGCUGUGGCUUCUGGACUGUUCUGUGGACCAGAAGGACCCAUGAUUCAUUUGGGUGCAAUAAUAGGGUAUGGAUUGAGCCAGUGCAAGCUAAAGAUCCUUGGAAUUCCUCUCCCCUCCUUCACCAGAUUUUGGAACACAGCUGACAAAAGGAAUUUUGUUACAGCUGGUGCAGGAGCAGGGAUUGCCUCCGUAUUUCAUGCUCCAGUGGGUGGACUUCUAUUUACGCUAGAGGAGGUGGCCUCUUUCUGGGAUAUCAAAUUGGCCUGGCAAACCUUCUUCUGCUGCUUGAUGGCUGCCUUUACUACGGAUUUACUCUCCUCUUCUCUCUGUGGGUUUGUCUACAGGGGUCAAUUUGGAUUUUUCAAAGCAGAGAAGAGGAUUUUAUUUUGGGUUAAGAACUUACUGGAUAUGAGCGUUUUGGCUUUUGUUCCAGCCAUUUUCCUGGGAAUACUUGGGGGCCUUCUGGGCGCUUUCUUUGUUUUCCUGAAUAUAAAGAUUAAUACAUUACGUAUGUGGUUCUUCAGCACAAUUCCAAAAUCAUCCCUCAGAAAAGCAACCAAGGUCUUAGAAUCAGUGCUGGUCCUUGUUUUGACCAUUACUGCUACUGUCUACUUGCCAUACUUCUUUCACUGUACUCCAGUCAAGAACCUGCCAACCUUUGAUCCGGCUAAUAAGUUACAAAACUUAAGCCAUGCUGGAUGGCAGAUUUCAGAAUAUAAUUGUCCACCGGCAACACUACAGAUUGGGCCAGAUGUAGUGAACUACUCCAACCAAACCUUUAAUGAAGCUGCUGCCCUCUUGGCUGAGAGUGGUAUGAGAGGAAUCAUGUACUUAUUCAGACGUGGGACUCAUGAGGAAUUUGGAUAUGCCUCUCUUUUUACAGCACUGCUGUUCUACUUCUUGUUGUCUUGCUUGACUGCAGGCUCUGCUGUUGCGAGUGGUUUGGUUAUACCUAUGCUGUAUACAGGAGCAUUAUAUGGCAGGAUCGUUGGUUUGAUAUUGGUUUCCAUUUUUGGGAUCCAGACUGAUGAACGUGGUGCAUGGGUUGAUCCAGGACUGUUUGCUGCAGUUGGAGCUGCUUCUUUCUUCAGUGGUGUUUCAAGGCUAACAAUCUCCCUUACAGUUAUAAUGGUAGAGAUCACAAAUGAUGUACAGUCCUUGCUACUCAUCAUGCUGGCUGUCAUGUUAGCCAAAAUGGUUGGUGACUGGUUUAACACGUCUCUGUACAGUUCUUUACUGAAGCUGAAAUGCAUUCCCUACUUAGAUGCUGAGCCAUUUGUCUGCCAUAGGAAAAAUGGGUUGAACCUGGAAUUGUUUGCUGCCAGAGAUGUCAUGAAGCUUCACGUCAGAGUUCUCCAUUUAAAAGAAAACAUUGCUUUCUUGGCUCAGCUCCUUGCCAACACUCGCCAUAGCGGAUUCCCAGUGGUUUACAAAUCUAAGCCAGAUCAGGCAGAGGUGUUCCUGGGAACGAUUACUAGGUUUGAACUCUGUGUACUAAUGGAAAAUGAAAACAUAUUUGAAACUGAGGCUGUGGACAACUCUGAAUCCUACCCAUCUCUUCUUUCUUACCAGAAGAUCAGAGUUGAAAAAUUGCCUGAUCAGCAACAGAUGACCAUUAUGUUGGGUCGCUAUAGUACAGAUCCUCAAUAUCAGCAACUGUUCAUCAAUCUGGAACCCUACAUCAACAAAUCAGCAGUGUCAAUUCAAGCUCAUUUCUCACUGCAGCGGACAUACAUCAUCUUUCGGUCCCUGGGCCUUCGCCACCUGACAGUUGUUGAUUUGCAGAACCAGGUUGUUGGCAUUAUCACCAGGAAAGACCUGAUAUCUUUCCAGCUGGAAGAGAAGCUGGGACUCGAGCAGGCAUUGCAGCAGCCUCACUCUGAUGAUGAGCUUUUAGACUAGGAAAUGACAGUAGAGGCUGGUGGCUCUGAUUUCAGUAAGGCUAUGAAUCCAUUCUAGUUUUCAUUCAGAACCAAUCAUAACGCUAAAGGAGUUAUCCAAGGUGCUGGGGUCAGGGGUCAGCACCUUGGAUAGCUCCUUUAGAGUUCUGGCUGGUUCUGGUUGAAACCCAGAAUGGAUUCAUAGCCCCACUUAAAACCAAGCCACUGGUCUCUACUGGGAAGGGAUCUGAAUGGGGAAUGCAGAGUUUCUCAAGCCU